Molecule: messenger RNA, 959 nt
Organism: Artibeus jamaicensis (Jamaican fruit-eating bat)
Lineage: Eukaryota; Metazoa; Chordata; Mammalia; Chiroptera; Phyllostomidae
Gene: SIGMAR1
Product: sigma non-opioid intracellular receptor 1
Exons: 4
Coding region: 158-829 (223 amino acids)
Cellular component (GO): endoplasmic reticulum
Source: RefSeq, a predicted model, not a curated record
GAUGCCCGGACAAGUCCAAUUGGCCUGGGAGAGCCGUCCCACGGCGUUGGCGGGGUAACGAGCCCCGAAAGGCGCCCUGCUGGUUAGGUGGCAGUGAGAAGCGUAGCCACAGGCCUCAUCUCCUUUCAGCGAGCGUUUUGCUGGGCUGCCCGCGGGGAUGCAGUGGGCCGUGGGUCGGCGGUGGGCGUGGGCCGCGCUGCUUCUGGCUGCCGCAGCUAUACUGGCCCAGAUGGUCUGGCUCUGGCUGGGCACGCAGAGCUUCGUCUUCCAGCACGAAGAGAUCGCGCAGCUGGCGCGGCAGUACGCGGGGCUGGACCACGAGCUUGCCUUCUCUCGGCUCAUCGUGGAGCUGCGGCGGCUGCACCCAGGCCACGUGCUGCCCGACGAGGAACUGCAGUGGGUGUUCGUGAACGCGGGCGGCUGGAUGGGCGCCAUGUGCCUUCUGCACGCCUCCCUGUCCGAGUACGUGCUGCUCUUCGGCACCGCCCUCGGCUCUAGCGGCCACUCUGGACGCUAUUGGGCUGAGAUCUCCGACACCAUAAUCUCUGGCACCUUCCACCAGUGGAGAGAGGGCACUACCAAAAGUGAGGUCUUCUACCCAGGGGAGACAGUGGUGCAUGGGCCUGGUGAGGCAACAGCUGUGGAGUGGGGGCCAAACACAUGGAUGGUGGAGUACGGCCGGGGUGUCAUCCCGUCUACCCUGGCCUUCGCACUGGCUGACACAGUCUUCAGCACCCAGGACUUCCUCACCCUCUUCUACACUCUUCGAGCCUAUGCCAGGGCCCUCCGGCUUGAGCUCACUACCUACCUCUUCGGCCAGGACCCCUGACCCACCAGGCCUGGAGGAGGACCUGUGGGUGGACAGCAGCGGGCAGGCCCGCGUAUCCAUUUGCUGGAGCCCAUGUGAAAAGAUGGACAUACAACAUGCAGAUACUGAGUUCCUGCUGUACAAGCAGGGA